Messenger RNA from Lachancea thermotolerans CBS 6340, 897 nucleotides. RefSeq names its product cyclin-dependent serine/threonine-protein kinase CDC28 (gene CDC28). Gene Ontology annotation, molecular function: ATP binding; cyclin binding; cyclin-dependent protein serine/threonine kinase activity. Gene Ontology annotation, biological process: regulation of gene expression; signal transduction; G1/S transition of mitotic cell cycle. The coding region runs from base 1 to 897 and encodes 298 amino acids. NCBI's taxonomy places the organism in Eukaryota, Fungi, Ascomycota, Saccharomycetes, Saccharomycetales, Saccharomycetaceae. Gene Ontology annotation, cellular component: cyclin-dependent protein kinase holoenzyme complex; nucleus; cytoplasm. The transcript has a single exon. The record is from RefSeq and is a predicted model, not a curated record.
AUGACUGAAUUGGCCAACUACAAGCGCCUGGAGAAGGUCGGCGAGGGCACGUAUGGUGUCGUGUACAAAGCGCUGGACCUGAGGCACGGUCAGCGGGUUGUGGCCCUGAAGAAAAUCCGGCUGGAGAGCGAGGACGAGGGCGUGCCCAGCACGGCGAUCCGCGAGAUUUCGCUGCUCAAGGAGCUCAAGGACGACAACAUCGUGCGCCUGUACGACAUCGUGCACUCGGACGCGCACAAGCUGUAUCUGGUGUUCGAGUUCCUGGACCUGGACCUCAAGCGGUACAUGGAGGCGAUCCCCAAGGAGCAGCCGCUGGGCGACAACAUCAUCAAGAAGUUCAUGAUGCAGCUGUGCAAGGGCAUCGCCUACUGCCACUCGCACCGCAUCCUGCACCGCGACCUGAAGCCGCAGAACCUGCUGAUCAACCGCGACGGCAACAUGAAGCUGGCGGACUUCGGCCUGGCCCGCGCCUUCGGCGUGCCGCUGCGUGCCUACACCCACGAGAUCGUCACGCUGUGGUACCGCGCGCCCGAGGUCCUGCUGGGCGGCAAGCAGUACUCCACAGGCGUGGACAUCUGGUCCAUCGGCUGCAUCUUCGCCGAGAUGUGCAACCGCAAGCCCAUCUUCAGCGGCGACAGCGAGAUCGACCAGAUCUUCAAGAUCUUCCGCGUGCUGGGUACCCCGAGCGAGGCCGUGUGGCCGGACAUCGUCUACCUGCCGGACUUCAAGCCCAAGUUCCCCAAGUGGCACCCCAAGGACCUCCAGCAGGUCGUACCAUCGCUGGACGAGCAUGGCAUCGACCUGCUGCAGAAGCUGCUGACCUACGACCCGAUAAAUAGGAUCAGCGCGAAGCGCGCCGUCAUGCACCCGUACUUCCAGGGCCGCGCGGACGCGUGA